This is a messenger RNA of Rhinocladiella mackenziei CBS 650.93, 1416 nucleotides long. RefSeq lists its product as uncharacterized. Lineage: Eukaryota; Fungi; Ascomycota; Eurotiomycetes; Chaetothyriales; Herpotrichiellaceae. The transcript has 4 exons. Bases 1 to 1416 code for a protein of 471 amino acids. The record is from RefSeq and is a predicted model, not a curated record.
AUGUGCAGUCCUUUGAUCGUCCUGUUUAUCAGCCUCGCUAGCCUUGUGCUUAGUCAUAGCGUCCAGCGACAAGUUGUCCACGAUCGGAUCUUACGCCGUUGUGAGAAUGAAACCCGACCAUGGUCAUAUCCGUGGAGCAACGAGACCUCACAGCCCUCACUUUCUGGCGUCGGUAGCUAUUCAGAAACUUCGGCUUCGAUAACUGUGGGUGUGACGGCUUUCCAUGCUACCCUACUGGAACCGGUUAUUCUUCUUCUGAGACCACCGGAGCUUCUAAUUCCUCCUCAUGGAAUUCCAACUGCAUCCACCUCUUCUUCUGCUUCUUCUUCGCCGAAUGGGACAACAGCAUCAACUGCAGGUCAGAGUACAUCUACAAUAUCGUCGUUGAACACAGCGGGCAAUAAUGAAACAGCGAAUGCAGGCGAAGUUUCCUCGAGCAUCGCUUCAUCGAAUGUAACGACUUCAUCAGGAUCCCUUAGCUACAGUGAGAUAAUGACAGUGUUCACAAAUGUCACGCAAACUGUAUUCUCCAACUACACUCGUAUACUUGGCCCUCCCCGACCAUCGAAUUCUUCAUGUUGGCGUUCUCAAGGCCUCGCUAGUUACGGGCCACAUAAGGGAACACCUUGGCCACAGCUAUCAACACGGCCUGCAGCGUCUACCACAUUCUCUACAAUAGCAUUGGAUGAUUCAACUGCGACAGGAACUGAAUAUACAAGCUCUUCGUCAGGUGACAAUUCAACCUCAGCACGAGAUAAUGUUCUGACGAGAGCGACAGACGACCCAACUACGACACUGACAGGCACUACGACGCCGCCACCACUCUGGAGCAAUACUACAACCACCAGCACUUGCACAGAAGGAACCAUCCCUCAAGCAUCAGAGUGGAACGAUUGGAACAUCAGUAGCAUCUCUACCUCUAGCUCGAGCAGUAGCUCGACUACCACUUCAAGGACCCGUUCCAUGACUGCUACCACCCAGUCAAGCAGUUCUUCCGUAUCUUCUCAGACUGUCAAUGCUACCACUACCGGCGUGACUACAUCUCGGACUUUGUCAUCCGAGAUCAGCACCCCCAGUUCCACUUCUCCAAUCAUGCCCGAGUCGGCCAGCCCUAAACCUCAGAUUGUGCCUACAACGAUAUCCUCUAACGAAGUUGUACCGACUACACUCAAUCUAAAUGCUUCCACCAUCUGUCUCGUCAAUUCCACGAUCGCUAUCUGUCCAACGAGUGCGGCGCCUUGGCUUUGGACAAGUAGCAGCAACGCCGCAAGUGUGAAUGGAAGUGGGGAACCAGCAUUUACAAAAUCUAUUAUCUCGGCGAACAACAAUACAAACCGCGAAUCUUUGGGCGUAUCCCGUACUGUCAUCAUUCCACCUAGACGGGUCGUCCGAAGGAACGAGUUGGAAAUUCAAUGA